Trematosphaeria pertusa is the source of this 2009-nucleotide messenger RNA. RefSeq names its product alpha/beta-hydrolase. The transcript has 6 exons. Gene Ontology annotation, biological process: proteolysis. The coding region runs from base 1 to 1986 and encodes 661 amino acids. The record is from RefSeq and is a predicted model, not a curated record. Gene Ontology annotation, cellular component: fungal-type vacuole. Gene Ontology annotation, molecular function: serine-type carboxypeptidase activity. NCBI's taxonomy places the organism in Eukaryota, Fungi, Ascomycota, Dothideomycetes, Pleosporales, Trematosphaeriaceae.
AUGGUAGUCGCAUCGUGGGCCAUUUGGCCCCUGUCGACUUUAGUUUUUGUUGCAUCAGCCGGGUCUUUCCCGCCUGCUCCUGAAGGACUUUCGGUCAUUGAUUCUACUAAAUUCCCUGGAGUUUCCAUUUCAUACAAAGAAACAAAAAUCUGCGAAACGACGGACGGCGUCAAGUCAUACAGCGGAUACGUGCACCUCCCGCCCAACUCGGACGAAAGUAGAGACUACGAAAGCCACAUGUACUUUUGGUUCUUCGAAGCUCGAAACGAUGCGGAAAACGCGCCCCUGUCGGUUUGGCUCCAAGGUGGGCCAGGUGUGCCCUCUGUAACAGCAGCUAUAGGAGAGAAUGGACCAUGCAUCGUCCUAGACGAUUCCAGGUCUACUGAACUCAAUGCCUGGUCGUGGAACGACAAAGUCAGCAUGCUGUACAUCGAUCAGCCCGUCCAAGUGGGCUUCAGCUAUGACUCCUUGGUCAAUGGAACGAUCGAUGAGGUGAAAACGCCGUUUGCAUACAACCCGGCGAACUUUUCGCAGACGGGCAUACCGGAGACGAACUUAACUUUUCUUACCGGAACCUUCGCUUCGCGCGAUCUGUACAACGCACCGAAUACUACGAUCGCAGCAGCACCAGUGAUGUGGCACUUCAUGCAGGCUUGGAUGCAAGGUUUUCCCGAGUACCAGUCGAAGAGCAAUAGCUUCAGCAUAUGGGGGGAGUCCUAUGCCGGGCAUUAUGCUCCCGUCUACGCCGCCUACUUCGAGCAACAAAAUGAUCGCAUAGCCAAUGGAAGCAUCACUGGCUCCGCCAUCCAACUCCACCUCGACACCGUCGGUCUUGUCAACGCAUGCAUCGAUAUGGACACGCAGAUGCCGUUCUACCCGGAGUUCGCCUUCAACAAUACAUAUGGCUUCCGGACGAUAAACGAGACGCAGUACGAAUCCGCCAUUGCCGCGACCGAGACUUGUCGGAACAUGACCGCAACAUGCAGAACAAUGGCCGAUGAGCAGGACCCAGAAGGGUUGGGCACCAAUUUGGGUGUUAAUGAGGCUUGCUUGAGCGCAUUCAUGUACUGCUUCGCCACGAUGCAUGAUGGCUACACCAAAGAGCGAAACCUCUUCGACAUCGCCGCGCCCUUAUAUCCUGAAGCAUUCCCGCCAAAGUGGGGCGCCGGCUACUUGAACGACGCUGAGAUCCAGCAAGCUCUGGGUGUGCCCCUCAACUGGACAGGAAACUCGCUCGUCGUCGCAAAUGGCUUCAAUCUCACUGGGGACUUCGUCCGCGGCAACGGCCUCGCGAAUCUCGGAACUCUGCUCGACAAGGGCGUUAAGGUCGCUUUGGUCUAUGGCGACCGAGACUACCAGUGCAACUGGAUGGGCGGCGAAGCCAUCAGUCUGGCAAUUGACUCUCAGAUGUCUACCGCCUUCGAGAACGCAGGCUACGCCGACAUAGAGACCAAUGCGUCCUACGUCGGGGGGCUUGUGCGGCAGUACGGCAAUCUAUCAUUCUCCCGCGUCUACCAAGCCGGUCACGAAGUCCCAUACUACCAACCCGAAACCGCCUACCAAAUCUUCAACCGCGUCAUGUUCAACACCGACGUCGCAACCGGCAAACUUGCCACCUCCUCCUGCAACGGCACCUAUUCAAGUACCGGUCUCGCGUCCGCCUGGACGGCGUCGGAGCUGCAUCUCGACGAAGAACCCGCGCAGUGCUAUCUGUGGGACGUGCUGGAGACGUGCACACUGGCGCAGGGGCAGAUCCUUAUGAAUGGAUCGGCGGUUGUGAAGGACUUCAUACUGGUGGGGUAUAAGGCAGAAAAUGGGUCGGAGAUUUUCUUUGAUGGGUCCGAUGGCCAGGGCGCUGGGGUGGGCGAGCGCGGGAAUAACGAGACGCAGACGGGCGCUGCGAAUGGUAGGAUGCCGUCUGGAAGCAUGGGAAGGUUGGCAAUUUCUGUGGUUGUGCUGGUGGGAUUGCAGAUAGUGGCUUUUUAGGCGGGUAGAGUUUAAGGGUAAGU